AUGUUUGGAGUCGAAGGUGGAAUUGCCCUGGCCAAGACUUUGUCAGUGUUGACUCAUUUAACUGAGAUCUAUAUGAGUUACCUGAACUUGGAGGAUGAGGGAACAGAAGCAAUUGCCGAAGCUCUACUUAAGUCUGCCACUUCUCUUGAAGUUCUAGAAUUGGCUGGAAACGAUAUUACUGUCAAUUCCACUGGAAAGUUGGCAGCUUGCAUCGCCUCAAAACAGUCUCUUUCAAAGCUGAAUUUAUCUGAGAAUGAACUCAAAGACGAAGGGUCUAUCUUAAUCGCAAAGGCAGUAGAAGGUCAUGAUCAGUUGCUUGAAGUUGACCUGAGCACCAACAUGAUCAGAAGAGCUGGGGCAAGAGCCUUGGCACAAACUGUUGUGAAGAAACACACUUUCAAGCUUCUGAACAUUAAUGGAAACUAUAUAUCUGAUGAAGGUAUUGACGAGGUAAAUGAUAUGUUUAAGGACUGUCCGGACAAGCUUGGUCCUUUGGACGACAAUGACCCUGAAGGAGAAGAUUUUGAAGAUGAAAGCGAAGAAGACAACGGACUGGAAUCGAAACUCGGAGGUCUGAAAAUUAAGCAAGAGGAGGAAUAG
Messenger RNA from Camelina sativa (false flax), 600 nucleotides. NCBI's taxonomy places the organism in Eukaryota, Viridiplantae, Streptophyta, Magnoliopsida, Brassicales, Brassicaceae. The record is from RefSeq and is a predicted model, not a curated record.